Molecule: messenger RNA, 2565 nt
Organism: Talaromyces amestolkiae
Lineage: Eukaryota; Fungi; Ascomycota; Eurotiomycetes; Eurotiales; Trichocomaceae
Exons: 4
Coding region: 1-2565 (854 amino acids)
Biological process (GO): intracellular signal transduction; protein phosphorylation
Molecular function (GO): ATP binding; protein serine/threonine kinase activity
Source: RefSeq, a predicted model, not a curated record
AUGACGGCAACGUCAGGCCAGCAGCAACAAUCAUCCUCCUCCUCCACGCAUGGCCUAAGCGAACAAUCGAACCUCGAAGCGGGGCAGCCACAUGCUGUCCGCUUUGCGUCGGUCAACCAAGAAAUAGAACCGGAUCGGUCGCUCCAAUCCCCAAGUUCGGAGAAAGAGGCACCAACUGCCCCAGUUGCUGCCAAUGGGGAUGCCAAUGCCAAAGACAACAUUCGCUCGUUAGCUCUCAACCUACAAGAUACUCGUCUGCAAGAGUCGCGGCUACGUCAUUUCGCUUUCGAGCCUGUCUCUUUACCUGCAUCAAGAGUCAAUUCUCGGGAUACCUCUAGUCUCGGUGCUUCUCAGGAUAACACUGUCUCUGGCAACAAUUCGCCGCGUAUAACCCCUGCGGCGUCUCUCAUGCAGUCGCCUCCGUUGACGCCUGCUGCCACGCACUCGCGGGAAAGCAGAUCUAGCGACAACAGCGUUCCCACCUCAAUUCAGACAGACAGUCACUCAAAGAAAAAUGAAGCAUCCGCAAUCACUCCCCCGUCGUCAGAACCCGUGUCAAACUCGAAUUCGGGCAACCCUCCUGCGUCGUCCACUGCUCCAACAAGCGCACCUUCAUCACGUCCAACUUCCUCCGAGGCACAUGCCGAUCGAACCGCUCAGCCAGGAGCUUCCACGCGAGAGAAAGGACGAGCACAGUUCUUCCUUGCUUCUUCUGUAGACGGUAGUCCGCAAGAUGAAAGUCCGCCAAUGACCCCGAGACACGAGUACGGCUGGACUACACCUCCAGGCGGGGCCUCUGGAACAAUGACUCCCAUCGGUGAACCGAAUGACCCAUAUGCCCGAAAUAAGCGGCCUCUUCCGAACAGAAACCUUUCACAGUUGGACCAACGGUUCAUCUUCAAUGGACUCGACUCAAAACGCCGGUCCCAUCAUUCUACAAAUUCGUACGGUACGACUGGUGGACAAAGCUCCGUUAGCAAUAAUGAUUUGAAGUCGGCGGGCGAAAAGCGAUCUUCUUUCUUUGGAGGGAACAAAAAAGAUCAUGGUCACCGCCACCAAGAUAGUCUGGAUGGGAAAAGUCAUGGGUCAAUGGUUGAGUUGAAGAGAUUUUUCCGCAUGGGACACAAAAGCAAACGUGGAGAGUCGCCGUCCGGGGCCUCCAAGAAAUCGGCCAAGUCUUCAUCCAGCGAAAAGAGCAACACUCAUCAGAUGGCACCGACAAGUGUUCCUUUCGCUGAUGAUCACGGCCUCCAGUCAAGGUAUGGGAAACUGGGUCGGGUUCUCGGUUCGGGUGCUGGUGGCUCUGUGCGGCUAUUGAAGAGGAGCAGCGAUGGUGUUACAUUUGCAGUAAAGCAGUUUCGAGAUCGCCAUACUUGGGAGACGGAGAAGGAAUACUCUAAGAAAGUUACUGCCGAGUUCUGCAUCGGCUCUACGUUACAUCACGGAAAUAUCAUCGAAACACUUGAUAUCAUUCAAGAAGGAGGUCAUUGGUACGAAGUCAUGGAAUACGCUCCAUAUGACUUGUUCGCAAUUGUUAUGACGGGCAAGAUGAGCAAGGAGGAAAUUGCCUGUUCUUUCAAGCAGAUCGUGAGCGGUGUAUCCUAUUUGCAUGCAAUGGGACUAGCUCAUCGAGAUCUUAAACUGGACAAUGUCGUUGUCAACGAGCACGGUAUUAUGAAGCUGAUUGAUUUUGGAAGUGCCGUUGUUUUCCGGUAUCCUUUCGAAAACGAUAUUGUUCUAGCUUCAGGCAUCGUUGGUUCCGAUCCAUACCUUGCACCAGAGGUAUAUGACGAGAAGAAGUACGAUCCCAGACCUACAGACAUCUGGUCUCUAGCCAUCAUUUUCUGUUGUAUGACUCUUCGACGCUUUCCUUGGAAGCAACCUCGUGUGACAGACAACUCGUACAAGCUGUUUGUUUCACCACCAACUCCUGGUACCCCUGUCCCUGACUCACAACCACGACGCACCGAGCGUCCUAAAUCAACCGCGGAUCUCCCAGCUAUGGCAACUGAGGCUGGCGCUGUUACUCCUCACUCUGAUCAUCACCGAAAUCACCACCGUCAUGGAAGCCACCAUACCCAUUUCGCAAAAUCAGAACCUGUCACACGCGAUGAACCGCCAGCAACCAGCUCAACCAAGACAAGCCCAACCCAGACACAGCAAUCUCAACCGCAGGGAGCACAUGAGGCCUCCUCCACACAAGCUCCUCCCCAUGCACAGGCUACGAGUGAUGUUGUCGAGAAGCCGAAAUCUCGCGAGACCACUAGCAAGGAGGCACCACCAUUACCGGCGGGCUCAAGCACUGGACAGCGUCAAGAGGUCAUCAAGGGGCCGUGGCGGUUGCUGCGAAUCCUACCUCGAGAAUCUCGUUACAUCAUUGGUCGUAUGCUGAAAGUGAAUCCCAGAGAGCGAGCCACACUCGAGGAAGUCCUGACCGAUGAUUGGAUCCAGCUCAUCCAAGCCUGCCGACAGGAUGAUCUUGGCGCUGUCAUCAAGGCAAAAAAUCAUACUCAUGUAUUAGAGCCACCAUCAUCCAGUGUCGCGGUGGCCAGCAAGGGCAAGUAG